AUGGCCACUACUGCUGAGGAGAUUGUUUGGUUGCGUUGGCUUUUGCAUGAUCUUGGUGUUGUCUCACAUGCUCCUACUCCUCUACACUGUGAUAACACCGGUGCCAUUCAGAUCACUUUGAAUCAUGUAAAACAUUCUCUCUCCAAGCAUAUUGGUGUUGAUGCUUUCUUCUUGCGUGAUCAGUACAACAAAGGCAUUCUGGCUCCCCAGUUUGUUCCUUCUGAGCAUCAGCUUGCGGAUCUAUUUUAUGUAUGCAAAACUGGUGAUCUUUUCCACCUAACAAAUGCCACCUUUGAAAUUGUUAACCAUUGCUCUUACAUUGUAUGGGCAGCUGCCAUCCCCGGUGGAGGCAAACAGCUCGAUAAAGACCAAACAUGGACAAUAAAUGUAAACGUUGGCACCACUGGUGGUCGUAUCUGGGCUCGCACCGGUUGCAACUUUAGUAACUCUGGUCAUGGCAGUUGCGAAACCGGUGACUGCAAUGGCCUCUUGGAAUGCCAAGCUUAUGGUAACCCACCUAGCACACUUGUGGACUUUGGGCUAGACAUCAAUAACUUGGAUUAUAUUGAUAUCUCAUUGGUUGAUGGGUUUAAUGUGCCAGUGGAAUUCAGUCCGACCAAUAGGUGUGCACGUGGGAUGAUCCAGUGCUCAGCCGACAUCAAUGGGCAGUGCCCAGCUCAACUUAAGACUAAUGGCGGAUGUAACAACGCUUGCGGUGUGUUUAAAACUAAUGAGUAUUGUUUCAACUCAGGUAACUAUGGACCAACUAAUUAUUCUAGGUUUUUUAAAGGUUUCUGUCCAGAUGCUUAUAGCUACCCCAAAGAUGAUCAAACUAGUACCUUUACUUGCCCUGGUGGGGCUACCUAUAAAGUUGUCUUUUGCCCUUGA
This is a messenger RNA of Dioscorea cayenensis subsp. rotundata (Guinea yam), 888 nucleotides long. Its product is annotated as protein P21-like. The coding region runs from base 1 to 888 and encodes 295 amino acids. Gene Ontology annotation, cellular component: extracellular region. NCBI's taxonomy places the organism in Eukaryota, Viridiplantae, Streptophyta, Magnoliopsida, Dioscoreales, Dioscoreaceae. The transcript has 2 exons. Gene Ontology annotation, biological process: defense response. The record is from RefSeq and is a predicted model, not a curated record.